Molecule: messenger RNA, 1302 nt
Organism: Oncorhynchus gorbuscha (pink salmon)
Lineage: Eukaryota; Metazoa; Chordata; Actinopteri; Salmoniformes; Salmonidae
Product: troponin I, fast skeletal muscle-like
Biological process (GO): muscle contraction
Cellular component (GO): troponin complex
Source: RefSeq, a predicted model, not a curated record
UUUCAUCUGGUUGCCCCUACGUCUCCGUCUAGCUAAAGAGAGAUACUUUUUUUCAUUCGACCAUAUGAAUAUUUUUGUCUGUGAUUUAGUUGCUUGACAAGUCCUAAAACUUCAGAAGGACAAAAAAAAAACUUGAUUUUAAAUGAUGAUGUUUUUUGUGCCCUUGAGGUCAAAAUUGACCCCCCUGUUGGCGCUUUUAGGGUUAAACAGACAGCUGGUCCCAGAACUGUGCCUAUAUAUACUCUUCUUCAUAUGUCUCCUCUCUGGCUUGACAAUCUCAGUCACUCAUCGCUCCGUCUUGCAACGCUCUCUUCCUUCUAGGAAGUGAUUUCAACCACCGGUCAAGAUGUCAGAUAAGAAGAUGUCGUCGAGUCGCAGGCAACAUCUGAAGAGCUUGAUGCUCCAGAUUGCCCAGGGGUUCAUAGAGGCUGAGGCCAUCCAGGCAGAGGAGGACAAAAACAGCUACAUGGAUGAAUGUCCCUCCUUCUCCGUCCCUGAAUCCAUGCAGGAACUCCAGGAUCUGUGUAAGAAGCUCCACCAGCAGAUUGAUGCAGUGGAUGAACAGAGAUAUGACACGCAAAGCAAAGUAGCCAAGUCUGAUAAGGAGAUUGAGGAUCUGAAGAUAAAACUACAAGACCUGAAGGGCAAGUUCAAGAAGCCCGUCCUGAAGAAAGUCCGCAUGUCUGCUGAUGCUAUGCUCCAGGCUCUGCUGGGCUCCAAACACAAGGUGUCCAUGGACCUGAGGGCCAACCUGAAGCAAGUCAAGAAGGAGGUCAAGGAGGAGGUGAAAGAUGCAGCUGACUGGCGUAAGAACAUAGAGGACAAGGCUGGCAUGGACGGUAGAAAGAAGAUGUUUGAGUCUGACCCUUAAGACCCUUUAACAAGACCCCUAAUAUGUGUAUUUGUGUUCAUAUGUCUCAUCUGAUAACAUCCUUCAUUUUAAUCUACAUUCUCCUCCUGUCAUUUGUAUUUACACUGCUCUGUCUAAUAAAAGAAAAUACUUCAAUAUAUAUUUUUUUUUUUUUUUAUAAUGGGGGAAAUGGACAAAUUGUAAAAUGUAAGCAUGCGUGACUGUGAGUCAGUGGAGGCUCCUCAGAGGAGGAAGUGAAGGACCAUCCUCCUCGGUCAAUUUCAUAAAAAUAAAAUAGCGAAACAUUAAAAAAGUUAUCCUUUGUAGAUAAAACUAUACUAAAUAUAUUCACUAUUAUAUUCAAUUUCAUAAAUUCACGUCACCAAAUAAUUGAUUAAAACACAUUGUUUGCAUUGAAGUUCUACAGUAGCCUCAGCAGCGCUCUGAAGGGU